AAGCGAUGCUGUAGCAUACAGGCAGCUAGCGGCAUACGGCCGGCAUACGCAUUAAAUUAAAUCGAAAUUACCUCGUUAGCAAUGCAUUGCGUUUGCGCACUCACAGCAAUGCAAACGUCUUUGGUCGUCAUUUGUGCUGAGUCGUCGUCAUAGAUGAAUUAGAGGCUAGCUUGGAAUUCUUAUGGGAUGGAACACGUACAAUUAUUUCCGGCGAAACUACAAUGAGGAAAUCAUCUACCAGAUCACAGAUGCUUUGAUCGCAUCAGGGAUGCAGAAGGUUGGUUACAAAUAUGUGAAUAUUGAUGGUGGCUGGUGGGCAGGAGUCGGUACAGGCAGUGCAAUUCGAAAUGCUUCAGGAUAUUUGGAGUAUGACAAAGCAAAAUUUCCUCAUGGAAUGAAAGCUCUCGCAGACUAUCUGCAUAGCAGAUCACUUAAAUUUGGCAUGUAUACUGAUGCUGGAAAGCACUUUUGCAACAGAGACCAGAAUGCCAGUGAGGGAUAUGAAAGCAAAGACGCUGCGCUAUUUGCUUCAUGGGAUGCAGACUUUGUGAAAGUGGAUGCUUGUGGAACAACAGAAAAACCUGAAAUUCUCAUGUCAAAAUGGAGAAAUGCAUUGAAUGCCACAGGUCGUCCUAUGGUAUUCUCUAAUUGUCUCAAUGGUUGCACAUAUGUACCUGAUGUGUGGCAGCCAUGGUGUGCCAACUACAGCAACUUGUGGCGAACAUGUGAGGAUAUCGAUGCCACAUGGCAAGGCGUUCUUACCAACCUCGACUCACUGGUAGGUAAAGGAAAGUAUGGAGGGCCCAAUCGCUGGAAUAAUCCAGACAUGCUAGAAGUUGGCAAUGGUGAUUUGACAGAUGUAGAGAACAAAGCUCAUUUCAGUCUGUGGUGCGUUACCUCAUCACCACUGAUUGCAGGAAAUGAUCUGAGGAAUAUGUCAAAUGCUACAAAAGCAAUACUGACAAAUAAAGCAGCCAUUGCAAUCAAUCAAGAGUAUGCAGGAAAUUCAGGAGACCUAUUAAUAAGAGAUGGAAACACAGAAGUUUGGUACAAACCAUUGCCAAAUAAAGAGCAUGCUCUCGUGCUAUUUAACAGAGAUGAUGCAGCAAAUGCUAUCAUUACCGUCCCAUUUAGCAAAUUCAAUGUUUCUGAGACAGCAGAAUGCACUGUUGGAGAUGUCUGGACCUCAAGAGUAGACAAAAUGCCAGCAAAGCACAAUGUUACCAAGAAUGUGGGUCCACAUGAUGUCGCAUUUGUACGCCUUGAAUUUUGCCACUGAAGUGGAAGAUGUUAGCAUGUAAACAACUAACUACACCACAGCUACAAGUCAAAUAUCUCUGCAUAUAGAGACGUAUGUGGUACUAGUG
This is a messenger RNA of Corticium candelabrum, 1367 nucleotides long. Its product is annotated as alpha-galactosidase A-like. Gene Ontology annotation, cellular component: cytoplasm. The coding region runs from base 182 to 1279 and encodes 365 amino acids. Lineage: Eukaryota; Metazoa; Porifera; Homoscleromorpha; Homosclerophorida; Plakinidae. Gene Ontology annotation, biological process: oligosaccharide metabolic process; glycoside catabolic process. Gene Ontology annotation, molecular function: alpha-galactosidase activity. The transcript is spliced from 12 exons. The record is from RefSeq and is a predicted model, not a curated record.